Melopsittacus undulatus (budgerigar) is the source of this 1178-nucleotide messenger RNA. RefSeq names its product transmembrane 4 L six family member 19 (gene TM4SF19). Lineage: Eukaryota; Metazoa; Chordata; Aves; Psittaciformes; Psittaculidae. The record is from RefSeq and is a predicted model, not a curated record. The transcript has 5 exons. Gene Ontology annotation, cellular component: membrane. The coding region runs from base 89 to 799 and encodes 236 amino acids.
GAUUUCCCCUUGGUGAUGUGGUGGGUGGCCCUUGGGGCGGAAGAGGAAGAUGUGGAGCACAUGCUGGGACAUUCAUAAAUAGUCACCCAUGGAUGACGCCUCCAGGACAGGGCUUAUCCAAGGGGUGGAUGCUGCUGGCUCCAUCACUUCCAGGGUGGCCAUGUGCGUAGGGACAUGCAGCCGGAUCGUGGGUCCCUGCAUGCUGGUGCUGGGCACGCUCUCUGUGGCAGCCAGCAUCCUCCUGCUCUUCCCUGGAGGGGCAUCAAAGUACCUGGUGGAGGGGCGCAUCAGCAAACAUGCCAAGGCCGUGCCGGGCGUCUGGGGAGGUGGCAUCAUAGUGCUGCUGGCAGCAACCCACAUCACGGCGGUGGGGUGGCGAUGUGCCGGCUGCUCCGACUGCGGCACCCGUCGCAAUGCUUUCAUCUCUGCUGUGCUCUCCAAGCUGGCACUGCUGGGCGCUGCUGCCUGCUUCAUCUUCUCUGGGGUGGGUUUGACCAAUGGACCCCUCUGCUUCUACAACGCCUCCGAGCACGGCCACAGGCAUGGCACUGUCUGGGGUUACCCCUUCCUGGACGCUGGCGGCCAGGAGCCUGAUGCCAGGACAGAGAACUACCUAUAUGAUCGUCGCACCUGGAGCACCUGCCUGGAGCCAGAGGGCAUUGUGGCCUGGAACGUUGUCUUCUUCUCCCUCCUGCUGCUCAUCAGUGCUGCUGAGAUGGUACUGGCCUCCUUCCAGAUCCUCAACGGCUGCCUUGGCUGCCUCUGUGGCUUUUGUGAUGGGAAGAAGAGUCCCCCAUGAGGGAUGAACACCCCAGCCUGCAUGAGGUUGGCAUGCAAAGGGCUGCCUCUGUGCAGAGCCCUCUGCCUGCACGAUACCCCUCUUCCUCCUCCCUGGGGGUGCCGAUAGGGCUGGCAGCCAUGUGGGGUUGUAAACCAGCCCAGUGAGAGAUGAAGGUGAGGACCUGGCCCCUGGCAUCCUGGCAGGAGCCCAAUGGCUUCCCCAGCUGCUCGUCAUCAGCCUCCACUCACCUCAGUGCAAAACGGGAUACAGCAGUGUUUGUAGUGGUAAGAGCUGGAACAUGUAACUCGGGAAUGGGUUGCCCAGGGAGGUAGUGAAUGCUCCAUCCCUGGCAGUGUUCAAGACCAGGUUGGAUGAAGCCUUGGGUGAUAUGGUUUAG